Nelumbo nucifera (sacred lotus) is the source of this 3048-nucleotide messenger RNA. Lineage: Eukaryota; Viridiplantae; Streptophyta; Magnoliopsida; Proteales; Nelumbonaceae. The record is from RefSeq and is a predicted model, not a curated record.
UAGGUUAAAAGAUUCGCCUUUGCAAUUACAAUCUCAAAUUCUACGGCCACUGGGCCACGCAUUUCACCUGCUUCGUUUUUUUAUUUUCUAUUUCUCCUUCUCUCUCUUUCUGAUGUUACGUUUACGCCCGUUUCAUGGUUCAUUUAAAACUCUCGUACCUUCCCAAAGCCAGAAAAGCUGAGUUUACAUCUGAAAGAGAAGAAAAUUCCUCUCCUCUCACCUUUCUUCUCCCAUCGUCCCGUAUCGUGUCGUCUCCGCCAAUGAAGAAGAAAGCGGAAUGCACCACCGCUGUUAAAUCCCAUCCUAGCAGAUGACGAUAUACCCUCUUCAUUUCGUUGCCAUUUCCGUCAUUUUUAUCGCCUUCUUCUUAUUUUCAUCUGUAACCGAUUGCCUUGGUUCAGCCUCCACCGUUGCCAUUAGCUAUGGUUCCCGUACGAUUUGCGGCAUCGUCUCUGGAGAACCCACGCAGAGAAUACAGUGCUUUAGUGGAGGCCGAACUGUUUCGGUCCAGCCGAAUAUAUCUUAUACGGCCAUCUCCGGCGGCCGCAAUUUCUUUUGCGGGCUGAGGUCCGGAGGAAACAGUUUGCUCUGCUGGGACACGGGUUUUGUACCCAAACGAAUCUAUUACAACGAUACGUUGAAGUUGAAGGAUCUGGCGGUGGGCGAUGGCCACGUCUGUGCGUUGGUGAAUGGGACUGGAGUUGCAAGGUGCUGGAGAGGGGAGAGGUAUGCCUUUCCCGAGCCAGAUAKAAGUGAGAAUUUUCUGUCCAUUACAUCGGGAAGAGGGUUUUCUUGUGGGAUUUUGAACGAGAAUGGUACAAUUAGGUGUUGGGGUACCAGUCCAAUUUGGAAGGAGAUACAGAGCCAAUUCGGAAAUGCCUCUGUGCUCAGCUUAGUUGCUGGCGAUUCUCAUGUUUGCGGUAUAGAUUCUAGUGGUUUUUUGAUUUGUAAAGGGAGAAACAAUUCUGGGCAGUUGAAUGUUCCCUCAAAUUUGCCUUUUGAGUACUCGAGUCUGGCACUAGGAUUGAAUCAUAGCUGCGCGCUUCGACGGAAUGGGUCGGUCGUUUGUUGGGGAGGAGGGGGAAAAUUUUCUGACAAUGUCACGGAGGGUGUUUCCUUCGAGCUGAUUGUCGCUGGUACGGAGUUUACUUGUGGGUUGAUGACAAGAAAUUUUUCUCUGUUUUGCUGGGGACCUGGAAUUGGAUUGCUUACUUACGGAUAUAACUCGUCGUCUAUGAAUCUCCCGUUGCCUAAGGUUAUUCCGGGGCCUUGUGUUCAAGAUUCAUGUAGCGGCUCUUGUAUGUAUGCUGAUUCGCAGACUCUUUGUUCCGGUUUUGGUAAUAUAUGUAAGCGAUGCAAUGUCCCAAUUCUGCCACCGCCCCCGCCCCCGCCACCACCAUCACUACUGCUGCCGCCAAAAUCGCCGUCAAAAAAGACAGGCAAGGGUUUGUUGGCUUUUGCUGUUAUCGGAUCAAUUGGGAUGUUUUCAGGUGUCUGUACCCUCAUCUACUGCUUGUGGGCUGGAAUAUGCUGUUGCAGGCAAAAGAAAGUCCAUAAUUCUGUUCAGCCCACUCUUACCGGAGGCAAUGCUAAUGCUGGUCCCACAGCAAGCAGUGGUCCUUUUAGUUCUGUGUCGAGAUCGUCCACCAUCAGACGCCAGAGCUCCCGAGCAAUGAGGCGCCAAAGGAGUGGGACCUCAUCGAAGCACGCGGACAAGGCUGAGGAAUUCGCCUUAUCGGAACUCGCCGCUGCCACCAACGACUUCUCGCCGGAGAACAAGAUUGGGGCCGGUAGUUUCGGGGUAGUUUACAGGGGCAAGCUUGCUGACGGACGUGAGGUGGCGAUAAAAAGGGGAGAGACUGGUCCUAGGGCGAAGAAAUUCCAAGAGAAAGAAAGCGCAUUCGAUUCAGAAGUAGCCUUCUUAUCCCGUCUUCACCACAAGCAUUUAGUCAGGCUUGUGGGUUUCUGCGAAGAAAGAGACGAAAGACUUUUAGUGUAUGAAUACAUGAAGAAUGGGGCCCUUUACGAUCAUCUGCAUUCCAAGGGAAAUGUAGAAAAGAGCAGCAGCGUCGUGAACUCUUGGAAGAUGAGGAUCAAAAUCGCACUAGACGCGGCAAGGGGGAUCGAGUAUCUUCACGACUACGCUGUUCCGCCGAUAAUUCACAGAGACAUCAAGUCAUCAAACAUUUUGCUGGACUCUAACUGGAUAGCGAGGGUGUCAGAUUUCGGGUUGUCGUUAAUGGGGCCAGAACCCAACGGGGAGUACACGACGACGAAGGCAGCAGGGACAGUUGGGUAUAUGGAUCCGGAGUAUUACAGCCUAAAUGUGUUGACAGCCAAGAGCGAUGUGUACGGGUUAGGAGUGGUGCUGCUGGAGCUCUUGACAGGGAGAAGGGCGAUAUUCAAGGACGACGAAGAAGAAGGAGCACCAACAAGCGUGGUGGAGUAUGCGGUGCCGAAGAUUGAAGCAGGAGAGCUGAUGAAGGUGUUGGAUGAGAGGGUGGGGUUGACGGAGCCCAGGGAGGCGGAGGCAGUAGAGCUGAUGGCUCGCGUGGCGGUGAAGUGUGUGAGCUUAGAAGGAAAGGAGAGGCCCACCAUGGCGGACAUUGUGGCCAAUUUGGAAAUUGCAUUGAGCCAUUUUGAUCACAGUAAUGGUAGCCAUGGAAGCAUCUCUAGUACCUUCUCAAUUGUUUCCGAAUGAAAUAAAAGGCUAAGUUGUUUACAAUUUUGAUUCAUUGUUAUACAACAGUCUGUUUAAAUCUUCUAUUUAAUUUUUGGGUUAAUUUUAUUCUUUUGAUUUAGUUUGGCUUUUACAUGUAAGGUGAUCGAGAACCAGAGAGAGAGAGAGAGAGAGAGAGAGAGAAGUUGUAAAGAACAGGCUGAACAGCCAAGCUCACAUGAGCAGGAGGGAAGGGGAAGAAGCGCCAAAGGGAAAAAAAGUAACGUGACGUUAGUUAGUGAAUGAUUUGUUAUGUUGGCUCCUUUUCUCGUUGGAAAAGGGAAAAGAAGAAUAGAAGAAGAAAGAAGGAUGACUACUUCUUGCCUGCU